AACUAUCAAUCAGCCCCAAUAAAACGUGAAAAAACGUAGCAAACACACCGUUUCAAUAACACCAUGCAAGUUUAAUCACGAAUUGUCCCACAAACGUGGAUACUUAUUGUUAAUUUCGUCCCGGAUUUUGUUAAUUCGCCUUCAUACUUCCGUUCCGUGCCGUUGGCACCUCUGUGUCUUCGUUGGAAAAGCGUCAAAAGCGACUUGAUUUCAAAAUAACGAGUUAUUUUAGCGUCCUCCUGUGCUUUAUUCGGUGUUUUCACAAGUGAAAAGCUUAGGAAAAUGUUUUUCGAUUUGAUUUUAUUAAACCGCCAACACCGAGCGCGCUUUGGUUUGUCCUGGUUGGCCGCAACCAGAGGCAUAAAGUACCUAACGAAGAAAAAUGUCUUGGAGGUGGACUUGGUUAAGUUAGGUGACGAUAUAAUGGAGUUUCUCUGCUCGGACUCCGACAACCCCAAUGCGCGAUUUUCGCUUCGGCUUUCUUCGUUGCUGGUCAAUGGGACGCUGAAAAUUUACAGGCAAAAGGUGGUUUUGUUCAUUGAUGAGGUGGUUAAGGUGCUGUCGACUGUGGAGCCACGGGUGCUUCCACCGGUGGAAGUUACCACAGCUUUGGCAGGAUUUCCAAAACAGCCAACUCCCAUUCCGCGGCAAAAGGGCACAAAACGUCGCCGUUCUGAGGAAAGCACUCCUCAGAGUGAAAUUGAUAAAACUGUGGCCGAAUUGCUCGCCGAUGUUAAAAUUCCAUUACCAGAUAUUGGGCAAGAACUGAGCGUUGUCCAAGCCCGCCUUGAUGAAAUCACUUUAAGGGAAACCCACAUUCCACCACCAUCACAAGAGAUGACGCUUGGGGAAGACUUUGGCCCUUUAGGACCGCCUCCGCCCGAAGAAGAGCAAUUUCUUCGAACCCGCCUUCCGGCUUCACUUCCUGGUGAAGAAGGGGUACAAGUUCGUGAAAUAAGGCGCCGGCAAAGACUACCGUCAAGUACCCCGUCUGAACCCGACUUAGGACCUGUUGUUUUGACUCUGCAGGCCAUGGUUCAUCAGCCUGCAGGUGCUGAAGUGACACCUGGGGCAAGGCCCCACAGUGUUGCUCCCCAACGACUUGAAACAAUCGUAAGGGAGGCGCAAGCUGAGCUUGAAGUGACGCUUCCGAGGCCGCCUCUGAGGGAGCUCUUGGUGGAAGCCGCCGAAGAAAGACACCCGCCACCCGGCCAAAGGAAGGAAAAACCGCCCACAAACAAAUUUGCCCUCUCAACAAAAGCUCCGAAAUUUGUACGAAUCGACCGUCCUGGCGCGGGAGAAUUCAUCGGCUUUCCCGAACCCCGUCAACUACCAAUCAACAAAAAAGAGCCCCAUUUAAAUAACCUUCUAAACCUUUAUCUAGUAACAAAGGAAAAUGAGAUCGACGAUGGUCGAAAACCUACUGAUUCCUUCCAAUCUUCGGAGAAACGAUCAACUGCUAAAACACCACCAUUUAAACUAUCCACAACUGCGCUCCCGAUUCCCCCACUUUCCGAGCAAAUGGUAAUUGCUGAAGAAGUUCCCCAGGUGCUACCAGUGGAAACUGAAGUGGUCUCGCCUGGGUCAAUGAUACCGGGCGUUGCAAGGCCUCCGACACUCGAAAAAGAACGAAGCGUCGAACAAGUGCGAGCUGUCGACGAACUUUUGGAAUCGCCGCGAAAACGUCGCAGACUCGCUGACGUGGAGCCCUCGCUUGUUAAAGACCUCGACUAUAUAACUUUGCCGAGCGAAUUUCAAUCUCGUGAAUUGACCGGUUCGGUUCUAACGCUUGAACAAGCCGUUGUUGAUUCGGUUCAGUUGUGGGAUACAACCGUCGAAGCUCGCCACCAAGAAAUCGUGAACAAAAUUUUGGUCAGCGGACGAUUGACCCUUGAAGAUUUAUGUCUAAAGCCCGUCAGUCGCUUGAACAUCGCGCGUGCUUUUGGCGAUGUUCUUGUUUUGUCGAGACACGGGUAUGUUAUGCUAGCAACUGAGGAAAUGACAACGGAGCUGAAAUUCGUAGAAAGGGGGCCGAAGAUGGGCCACUUGAUUUAAACAUAAACUGUGUUUGUUAAUGAAAUAAUAAAAUUAAAAUUUGAAGAUUUUUA
Messenger RNA from Tribolium castaneum (red flour beetle), 2108 nucleotides. RefSeq lists its product as uncharacterized. Bases 283 to 2055 code for a protein of 590 amino acids. The transcript is spliced from 11 exons. Gene Ontology annotation, biological process: meiotic sister chromatid cohesion, centromeric. Gene Ontology annotation, cellular component: cohesin complex. The record is from RefSeq and is a predicted model, not a curated record. Lineage: Eukaryota; Metazoa; Arthropoda; Insecta; Coleoptera; Tenebrionidae. Gene Ontology annotation, molecular function: chromatin binding; protein binding.